Molecule: messenger RNA, 1144 nt
Organism: Corylus avellana
Lineage: Eukaryota; Viridiplantae; Streptophyta; Magnoliopsida; Fagales; Betulaceae
Product: defective in cullin neddylation protein (DUF298)
Biological process (GO): protein neddylation
Cellular component (GO): ubiquitin ligase complex
Molecular function (GO): cullin family protein binding; ubiquitin conjugating enzyme binding; ubiquitin-like protein binding
Source: RefSeq, a predicted model, not a curated record
CCAAAUCCCAAAUUCAGACACGAAUUAACAAAAUCCAUCUCCAUCUCUCCAUCUCCAACUCCAACUCUCUCUUCCAACCGACGAAAAGCGUCUUCGCUCGCUCGAGGGAUUUCUGGAGGCUUUGAUUCUCUCUCUCCCUCUCUCGCUGGAAUUCCUGAAGAUGCGUCGCGCUGCGUCGAGGAAGACGGGUCAACCAAAUUCAACACCGUCUGUCAAUUCUUCGCCCGUGGAUCUCUUCCGCUCCGCAUCAAGUAAAGCAACUUCAAAAGAGUUGGAACGAAUCGAUAACCUAUUUUAUUCAUAUGCAAAUGGAUCUUCUGCUAUGAUCGACCCAGAGGGAAUUGAAAAUCUUUGUUCUGAUAUGGAAGUAGAUCAUACUGAUGCGAGGAUCUUGAUGCUUGCUUGGAAAAUGAAAGCGGAAAAACAGGGAUAUUUUACCCUGGAAGAGUGGCGAAGAGGCCUCAAAGCAUUGAGAGCUGACACUGUAAAUAAAUUAAAAAAGGCCCUCCCGGAGCUUGAGAAAGAGGUUAAGAGGCCAUCAAACUUUGUGGAUUUCUAUUCCUAUGGAUUCCGGUAUUGCUUAACAGAGGAGAAGCAAAAGAGCAUUGAUAUAGAGAGCAUAUGCGAAUUAUUGGAUCUUGUUUUAGGCUCCCAAUUUCGGGUGCAGGUCGACUUGUUUGUCGAGUAUUUAAAGAGUCAGAAUGAUUACAAGGUCAUAAACAUGGAUCAGUGGAUGGGAUUUUAUCGGUUUUGCAAUGAGAUAAGUUUUCCGGAUCUUGAUAAUUAUGAUCCUGAACUUGCUUGGCCCUUGAUCCUGGACAAUUUUGUUGAAUGGAUUCAAGCAAAGCAGAGCUAGUUGAUAUCUUGUGGUCAGCUUGAUUUUCUGCUGUAAACCAUGGUUAUUGUCGAAGACCACUCAGACUACACACAUCAAAUGCCUCAGGAUUUUUAAUUUUAUUUUCUUGAUUUUCUUUCAAACAUAAAAAGCAUGCUCAAUGUCCUCACCCUCGGAAGUUACCUGUUUGUGCUGUGGAUAAUUCUUGAGAAAGUCUUGAUAUAUUUAUUGUCCACUGAUCUUGCGACUCAUUAAAAAUUUAAUACUAUUUACUGUUUAACUAACUUCUAUAUAUAAGUUAUUUCUACU